UGUCUUGAGCGGUUGUUUGUUAUUCACAUGUGCCACAGCUUAUCUGGAGUUUAUUAUUACCAUUAUCAUCCUAUAUGUAUAACUAUUUCACUUCCAUACCGGCGGGUAUUUAGGUUUUUACCAUGCAGAAAUCGAAGAAAGAAUCCAAGACCGAGCCACCACGGCAAUUUAAACUAUCUCACCAAACCUUAUGCAUCACAGGGAUUAACUUUGAAACUCAGUCUCUCAUUGGUUAUGUCGAACUGACCCUCCAUCCCCUGAAGCCUGAUGUCUAUUGUGUUAAACUUAACAGUUCACAGAGUAAAAUCUAUCGUGUCUGCAUUGAUGAGCAGUGGGAUGCUACAUUCUUUUAUAAUGACCCAACAUUGGAGAUAUGUCAAGGUGACGCCAAACAAAGAAACUUGGAAUUUUUCCAACGAAGCCAUUUGUCUGUGAUGAAUUCCAUUGACCCAGACGCAGGAAAUGGUGAAAUACUUAUCAAGUUGCCACCAGAAGCUCUGAAUUUAGUCCAAGAGCUAAAACCUAUUCGAAUUUGUGUAGAAUUUUCCAUAGAAAAACCAGAUGCUGGUAUCCAUUUUGUGGUUCCAGAUAUGGAAGGAAAUUUGGGUGAAAAAGCAGCUCACAUGUUUACAUAUGGUACUGAGAAUUCUUCAAGAUUGUGGUUCCCCUGCAUUGAUAGCUAUAGCGAACCAUGUACUUGGAAACUGGAAUUCACUGUUGAUCGCCUUCUAACUGCCGUGUCUUGCGGAGACUUAAUAGAAAUUGUGGCUACAAGUGAUCGCAAGAACAAAACUUUCCAUUAUUUCUUGUCAACCCCUACCUCUGCCCCAAAUAUAGCCCUGGCCGUUGGACCUUUUGAAAUUCUAGUUGAUCCCAAUAUGCAUGAAGUUACCCACUUCUGUCUUCCACAUUUACGUACCAUUAUGAAGAACACAACAGCCUUUAUUCACGAAGCUUUUGAAUUUUUUGAAGAAUUGAUGUCUAGUAGAUUUCCAUAUUCAUGCUACAAACAAGUCUUUGUGGAUGAAUCUUUUAUGGAAUGCUGCCCUUAUGCCACCAUGACAAUAUUUAGUACGUCACUUCUCCAUUCCACUCGUGUCAUUGACCAAACUCUGAUAUCUCGUCACCUCAUGGCAUUUGCUGUGGCACAACAGUUCUUUGGUAACUUCAUAACAAUGCACUCAUGGACUGAUGCUUGGCUCACCAAAGGUAUAGCAGGUUAUUUAACUGGACUGUUUGUUAAAAGAUCCUUUGGAAACAAUGAAUAUCGCUAUUUUAUCUCAAAGGAAAUGAAAGAAGUUGCAGACUAUGAGAAGACUUGUGCCAUUGUUUUAGAUCCUUCUGCUCUAAAAGAACCAAGUACUUUACAUUUUUCAGUGAAAAAUUCUCACCUUGUAUCCCCUAAAUAUGCAGAUGUAUUCUUUAAAAAAGCUCAUUUAGUGAUUAGAAUCUUGGAAAUUAGAAUUGGUUACGAAUUAUUGCUUCAGGUUUUUAACAAAUUACUCGCACUUGCAUUUACGGCAUCUCAACAGAAAUAUGGAUCAAAUACCUGGUCUAACGUGCUGUUGUCUACAAAUUCUUUUUUAAGGAUAAUAUCAACUGUAACUGGCAAGGAUAUCCAACCUUAUAUUGAACAGUGGGUAUGUCAGAGUGGCUGUGCACGCUUCAUGGGGAAUUUUGUGUUCAACCGCAAAAGGAAUGUAGUUGAGCUUGAAAUCAAACAAGAUUAUACAGCUAAAGGAUCCUUAAAAUAUGUGGGUCCUCUCACUGUGAUCAUUCAAGAACUAGAUGGUUCCUUCAGUCACAAUUUCAAAAUUGAGGAAAACAAAACUAAAUUUGAGAUUACCUGCCAUUCCAAAAGCCGGCGAAACAAAAAGAAGAAGAUUCCGUUGAUGACAGGAGAAGAAGUAGACAUGGAUCUCAGUGCUAUGGAUGCUGAUUCCCCUGUUUUGUGGUUACGUGUGGACCCCGACAUGACGCUGCUAAGACAAGUUGCUUGGGAACAGCCUGACUACAUGUGGCAAUAUCAGCUGAAAUAUGAACGUGAUGUAGUUGCACAAUGUGAAGCUAUCGCUGCUCUAGUUGCCUACUCAACACCUGCAACACGGAUGGCUUUAACUGAUACCCUUGAGAAUGAACAGUGUUUUUGUAAGGUUAGAAUGGAAGCAUGCUUCUGCCUCGCCAAAGUUGCUAAUGCCAUGGUGUCAAGCUGGGCCGGACCUCCAGCCAUGAUGACAAUCUUCAGAAAGAUGUUUGGGUCCUAUUCGUGUCCAAUGAUCAUUCGACAGAACAACUUCUCUAACUUUCAGCAAUAUUUUUUACUCAAAACGAUUCCCUGUGCAAUGGCUCGCUUACGUAACAUUCACAAUAUAUGCCCCAAUGAUGUACUGAAAUUUCUUCUUGAUCUCUUCAAAUAUAACGAUAAUUCUAAAAACAAGUAUUCUGACAACUACUACCGUGCUGCAUUAAUUGAUGCACUUGCUGCUACUGUAACACCAGCUGUUGCUGCUGUCAGUCUUCUCAACACUGGAAUUAAUCUAGACAGUCUGUCAGCUGACGUAAAGCUAAUACUUGAAGAAAUCACACGAUUCAUGAAUCUCGAAAAACUGCUGCCCUGCUAUCGACACACGGUUGCAGUCAGCUGUAUUCGUGCAAUUCGUGUGCUGCAAAAAAACGGUCAUCUCCCCAGUGAUCCACAGAUAUUUGAGAGUUAUUCAAAAUAUGGCAUUUACAGAGACAUACGACUGGCAGCUUUUGAAGCUUUGGUCGACUAUAUUAGUGCUGAUGUCAAUGCUGAUAAACUAAAUUGGUUGAUCAACUUAAUGCAAACUGAUCCCGAUAUAUAUGUCAGGCACAAAAUAAUGGAAAUGCUUGUUAAAAAGCCACCGUUUCUUAAAGGAGACUCAAGUCCAUUGAAUACGGAAGAACUCGUAGAUAGUUUAUGGAAACUGAUGACGACUGGCUGUCCACAUGACAGUCGUCUCCGAUGUGGUAUUGCUGAUCUCUAUUACUGUCUUUACGGUCGCACUCGCCCUACUAAAUUGCCCACACCUGAGGGCAAAGAUAAGAAACCUGUACUGCCAGGCAUAGAGGUACCAGUCACACAACCACCACCAGCACCACCAACAACAGCAGCAGCAGUAGUAGCAGUGGCAGCACCACCCCUACCAGCAUCAUCAUUAUCUUCAUCGUCAUUGCUGCCAACGUCAUUACCAUCAUCACUGGGACCCAGUGCCACUCCACCAGUUCUUAGUGCAGGAACAGCUAAUACCAUAGACACCACAACCACAACCAUCACCACCACCACCACCACCACCACCACGACUACCACCACAGAUACUAAUGUUACUGCUCUACCUGUAACAGUAGUACACCCACCUCUUCAAGGCCCACCAACUACUGAUGUGAAACCACCCAUUCCACAAUCUCCUUCAACAGGCUUUGACAUCUCUCAGCCAAACAUGGAAAACAAUCCGAUUAAAAUGGAACCCCUUGAAUCAGUUGUAAUGAAGACAGAAGCAGAAAUAUUACCAGUGCAAACACUACCACCUCCGCCUCCACCACCACUGCCACCACUACCACCAACACCAACACUAACACCAACACCAACACCAACACUAACACUAACACCAACACCAGCACCAACACCAGUACCAGUGCCAAUAACUACUGCAAUAACAACAAUAACAACCACCCCAAUGACAGGAGUUGUCAUCGGGGAGGAGAAGAAAGACACGUUUGAAACUAAAGCACCUCUGACAACGACGUCUGUUGCAGCAGCAGCAGCUGCCGCAGUCUCUGCUGCAGUUGCCGCUGCAGCAGCUGAAGCAGCCGCCGCUGCUGCUGCCAAUGCUGGCAGCACGUCCACUGCAUCAACAUCUCUGGGAACCCCUACAAAAUCAGGCGCUGUUGCCCUGCCGCUUCAGUCCCCUGUUCAGCCUGGAGCAAUGGAACAGGCUCGUGGCAUUAAAAGGAAAGAAGAAUCGGGUCUGUGUCUGGAUCCCAAGCUCGGUUUUGGAUCAUUACCAGACCCCCUGCUGCCCGACUAUAUGCAGACGGAUGACUCCAAGUUCAAAUUGAAAAUUAAGCAAAAGAAACUAGAGGAAGAAGAAGAUUUUAUUGCUCCUCGUCCGCAGAUGUCUUCAAUGCCUCUGGAGCGUUCUAGUUUAGAGCUGCCCCUCUCAUACGCUGACAUUCCCAGCAACCUCAGUGAAGAUUCUAGCUCUCCCUCAUCAUCAACCCAUACACUUCCAGAAAUGCCACCCAACCCUGGUUCGGCUCCAUCAUUCGGUGGGUUGAAGUUGAUGUCUCAGUCGUCUCUGGACUUCUCAAGGCUUGGCUCCAGUGAGGAAAGUUCCGGUAAAUUACACAAGACCAAAAAGAAGAAGAAGAAAAACAAACACAAGCACAAACACAGGCACAAAGACAGCCGCCCGGAAAGAUCCGACUCUUUCUCUUCUCGCGACAAAGACCGAUCCGAUAGGUCACAUUAUAAUUCCCCUGGCAGCAACUCACCUGGAACACAGCCCGCAAGCUCUCCAGAGUUCCAAGUGAUCUGAGAACAAGCUUUUUACCAAACCUGAACCUGAAACUAACUUUAUCUCCAGACAAGGAACAGAUUCUAAUAAACACUGAAUUCAAAACCCACCUUGGGUGAAGGUCACCUUUUUUUUUGUCUUACAGCAACCCUUUUUGGUUGAGGACUUAAGUCACCUAUAAUUCACCCUUCUCCUCUGAAACCCGUAUCCUCGUGUCAAUGUGAGCAAGCAUUUGUGUUGUUACUUUAUCAAACGCAUUAGUACUUUUAAUUAAUUAUCAUUAAAUGUGGUGGAUUGGUGAUGUAAGUUGUGUGUUGAACAAAACGAUUGGUAGUGUAUUUGUUGGCAUUGCUUUACAAGCUGGUUUCAGAUUCUACCGAUGUCGACUUUGCUUUAACACUUUCAAGAGGUCGAGAAAGUGCUUCCCACGACUAGGUUGGCCGACAUAAUCAACUGUAACCCUUCCCUCAAGAUAUCUUUUCCUUUGUGGCAAAUUUAGAAAUUUGUAUUUACUACUACUACUACUACUACUACUACUACUUAGGUGGUGAGCUGGUAGGAUUUUUAGCAUGCUGGACAAAGUGCUUAGUGGCAUUUCGUCUGUCUUUAUGUUCUGAGUUCAAAUUCUGCCGAGGUCAAAUUUUCCUUUCAUCCUUUCCAAGUUGAUAAAAUAAAUAGCAACUGAGCUCUGAGGUUGACCAAAUUGACAUAACCCCUCACUUGAAAUUGCUGGCUUUGUGCCAAAAUUUGCAGCCAUUACUACUACUACUACUACUACUACUAAGGAGGCAAGCUGGCAGAAUCGUUAGCAUGCUGGGCAAAAUGCUUAGUGGCGUUUGG
Messenger RNA from Octopus sinensis (East Asian common octopus), 5378 nucleotides. Its product is annotated as transcription initiation factor TFIID subunit 2-like. Gene Ontology annotation, biological process: transcription initiation at RNA polymerase II promoter. Gene Ontology annotation, cellular component: transcription factor TFIID complex. Bases 123 to 4559 code for a protein of 1478 amino acids. The transcript has 31 exons. Gene Ontology annotation, molecular function: transcription cis-regulatory region binding; chromatin binding; RNA polymerase II general transcription initiation factor activity. The record is from RefSeq and is a predicted model, not a curated record. NCBI's taxonomy places the organism in Eukaryota, Metazoa, Mollusca, Cephalopoda, Octopoda, Octopodidae.